AUGGAAGAUGAGCUUUUGGAAAAAACUCGCCAGGUAGAGAGGCUCUUUCAAGAAAAUCUCUUGUGUGCAACCAACGGGACAGAGCAUGUCAAUCAUCUGCACCAAGAAUUAGAACGUUGGCAUUCUGAUAUUCGAACUUCAUUGCAAACAGUUCUUCAAGAGAAACACCAAGAAAUAGAUGAGUAUUUUGAACAAUAUCGAAACGAAAUCAAAGAUAAACACGAAAGAUUCAGACAAAUACAUCUGAAUUCCACUUUGACAGAUAUCAAUGCUCAACUUGAACAAUUGAACAUCUAUUGCCAAUCGAAUUUCAUCGACAACCGUCUGAAAUUAACCGUAGAAUCUGUCCCAAGAAGUCAACUAGCGGACAAAGCUCAAAUCGAAUAUUUACCAUAUACGGAUAUCACACACCAAUCGCCGAUUGAACCGUUGAAAGUAAGUACUGAGCUAGGUAAACAGUCCAAACCUACUAGUCGAGCAUCGACAGUCACAUCAACGGUCUUGCCAGAGCCUGGUUCAGAUGGUGGACGACGCGAUAGUGAGAAAAAAGAAGAGACUGUACAACCCGUGCCGGAUCCUGAAGGACAAGAUCGAAUUGUAUUGAAAUUACCGUCGAGAACAACCACGGUUACUGGUGAAGAUCAUGCACCAAAAUCGCCGACACAACUGUACGUGGGAAGAAAAUCGGUAUUCACGCCCGUUCUGAUCAAUAAAAACCGUCAAUGUACGGAUGAAACGAAAGAAAUUGUCGAAUACUCCAUCGAUUCCAUACAGAUUUCCCAUGCUGAACAGUUGAAUCAAUCUUCGAGUAGUUCCAAUGAGAAUGACAAUGAUAAUCUCGUACGUGCCUAUAAAGUUAUUAUCAACAGCGAAGAUCGAAAUCGACGACAUUCAACUUUAUCGUCUGAUAGCGAGCGAAUGGACGGAAAUCUUUUCGACUUACAACAUUUCAACCGGAUUGAUUAUUCCACCAUCAUGUUUCGUAAAUGUGAAACGCAAUACAACUGUCUCGCUACAUCUACUAAGCAAAAUGAAUUAGUUGUUUACAAUUCCAAACUAAAAGUUCUUAUUGUUUUGCAACACGAAAGGCACAAAGCAUGUCGUCAUCGAUUCUAUCUCGAAUGGCCAACGGAGUUUUCUCCACAAAUAUCCGACAUAGCAUAUUGUCAUGAUAAAGAUGAGUACCUCAUUUCAACUUUGGACACGGCGCACAUUUAUUCAUUCAAUCGUAAUCAUCUAUCGAUCACUGACCUAGGUAAACUAUCCGACGAUUUACGUUUACGUCGUAUUCAUUGCCAUCAUCGUACUGUUUAUUGUAUACUAAGUGAUAAUUAUCUUCUCGAAUAUCAAUUUGAUGAAUCAUGUUCGAAUUUGAAGUUCGUAGGCAAGAAGAUCAUGUUAUAUAACCCACAAAAUCGUUCGCAAGAUACAGCUUAUCAUCUGUUAGAUGUUGCCUGCAAUGAUCAAUAUUUAGUUGUAGCUUAUGCUGAUGAUCAGGACGCAAUUCAUUUGCAAAGUAUUCAUCGUCGAACAAAAGAGUUUCAUAGCGAUAUUGUCUUAGAUCAACCAAGACCAAUCAAUCAAACUUAUAUACGAAUAGAACCAGUUAUUCAUCAGGAAAACUUCAUUUAUCUUGAGGGUGAACAACAACUUUUGAGAACGAUUGACUUUACUAAUGAUCGAAAUGGUCAGCUCACGUCAGUUGUACAUCGACAUACAAAACCAACGAAUGUUUGUUUCCUCGCUGAUGGUCGAUUUGUUAUCCUGUAUGAAGGGCCAUAUUUCCUCUCCGUACAUGGCACACAUCAAUAA
Molecule: messenger RNA, 1812 nt
Organism: Adineta ricciae
Lineage: Eukaryota; Metazoa; Rotifera; Eurotatoria; Adinetida; Adinetidae
Source: the annotation of a GenBank genome assembly